UCCGUCGCGAUGCUGCCGCUGCUCCGCCGGGCUUGGGCGGCCGCCGUCACCUCCUCCUCCUCGUCCUCGUCCUGCUCCUCACGGCCGGGCAGCCGCCGGUGCAGCCUCGGCGCCUGCUGCUCCUACCGCCUGCGAGACGCCCUGCAUCCGCUGUGGCAGAGCCCGCUGACAAUUCCCGGAGGUACCCGCCAGUCUCCCAUCAACAUCCAGUGGAGGGACAGUGUUUAUGAUCCUUUCCUGAAGCCUCUGAAAAUCAGCUACGACCCCACCACCUGUCUUCACAUCUGGAACAAUGGCUACUCCUUCCUGGUGGAGUUUGAUGAUUCUGCUGAUAGAUCAAUCAUCAUUGGAGGCCCCUUGGAAAACCAGUACAGGCUAAAGCAGUUCCACUUCCACUGGGGAGCUGUCAAUGACUGGGGCUCAGAGCACACAGUUGACUGUAAAUUUUACCCAGCAGAGCUGCAUUUGGUGCACUGGAAUGCUGUGGAGUACCUGAGUUUUGAGGAAGCUGUGAUGGAAGGGAAUGGCCUGGCUGUUAUUGGAGUGUUCUUAAAGCUGGGAGCACGGCACGAGGGGCUGCAGACCCUGGUGGAUGCCCUGCCAGCAGUCAGACACAAGGACACUGUGAUCGAGUUUGAUGUCUUUGAUCCCUCGUGCCUGCUCCCUUCCUGCCCUGAUUACUGGACCUACGCUGGCUCCCUGACCACUCCUCCCCUCACUGAAUCAGUCACGUGGAUCAUUAAGAAGAAGCCAAUCGAAGUGGAUGAGGAUCAGCUGGAGGCCUUCAGGACGCUGCUGUUCACGUCGCACGGGGAGGAGGAGAGGAGGAUGGUGGACAACUUCCGCCCGCUGCAGCCGCUGAUGGACCGCACCGUGCGCUCGUCCUUCCGCCCCCAGCUCAGCCCAUAGCUGCCCCAGCAGCCCCAGCAUUUCCCUUUCUGUCCAUGCCCUUCCUUGACUGUCCCCAGAGAAACUGUGGGGUUUUUUAGUUUUGAUUUUUUUUUAAGAAGUGAGUGAUAUUAACUCUUAACUUGUUCUGGGGCAGGGGUCAAGAAGGAAUUAAUAAGACAGCUAAAGAUAAGGACAGGAGAGCUCCUCCCCUGUUCCUUCUCUCUGAAUUUUUCUGUGUUUCUUCAAAUGCUCUUUCAGUGUCUUGCAUGAAUUAGUAAUCCUGGGUAAAAAUUCUUAAGAAAGAGGAAGUGGGAAGCAAAGAAAAGUAUCAGGACUGAUCAGGUCCUUUUAGGGAAUUGUUUGAUGUCUGGGAAGAGAGCUGGAAGGGAACUAGCUUGUCUCAGAGACAUUUUACCUUCUUUUUUCUUGGAUGAAAGGAGAAGGACAAAAAUGACUUCCAGGAUCUCUUUCCAUUCUGUUGGUUGCACAUUCCGUGUUUGAUAUGGGUGCCCACUGUAAGGACAUCAGGAGCCAGAAGGCUUUUUCUAAAACCUUUUAACAACUGUAGAAGCUUUGGCAGCUUUUGUUUUCCUGUGUUAAUAAUCUAUCAGGAGAAGGGAGGAGAAGAGAAUUCACCAGGACCUAGAGACUGGCAAGAACAGCAAAUUAGGUGAAAAUGUCCAAUUGAUCCCAGGAAGCUGAUCACAUCAACAGAAAGCAAGAUUAGAUAAGGCCCAGCUGACCCUCCCAGUGGGAUUAGGAGGGCAAAAACCCAAACCGGUGCUAGGAGAGUGUGGACAAAACACAGCACUGAGAAAGAGCUUUUAUUUCAGUAACUUGGAGAGUACCAGUGCUCUCUUCAGUUUUGUCUUGAGAUGUAUUUUCCUAUGAAAACACUUACCCAGCUUCAGGACCAGUGGGGACCAGUUUGUUUUUAUUGCACCUUAUGGUAACAAGGUCCAGUGGGGGUUGGAAUUGAUUUGUGGACCAAGCAGAGCUGCUGUGUGAGCUGCCAGCUCUGAGCCCUUCCCAGGAGCUGUGAUCCAGCAGCCCCAGGGAUCACUGACCUCUCACCUCCUACUAAACCGAAUUUUCUCUCAGGCACCUUUCCCUCUGGCCCUUCAUGCUCUGCUGUAUUUAGCAGAUUAAAUUCCUGCACCAGAUUUCUGAUGAGGAGCAGCUCUGUCUGUGUCAUGUCCAUGGGUUGUGUUUCAGGAAUCUUUUCAGGAAUCUUUCCUUCCCUCUGUUUGAUUCCUGGUGGGAUUCAGCGAAGCCAUGACCUGGCUUGGCAAUGCUAAAUCCAGUUUUCCAAUUGGUACUUUGUUUUUUUUUUAAAGUCCUAGUAUUUCGUUUCAAAGCACCUUAACACUUUUCAGUGUGACCCUGAUGAUUUUAAGGGUUUGAGAUCAUGUUGUUGAAGCAGUUGAGUGCCCAGGUCCUGCCUUUCCUUCCUCAACAGCUCUACCUCAGGCUGUUGUUCUGGUGCCACAGUUGUGCCUUUGUCCCUGCAAUGUGGCCACUUCAAUUGAGUGACUCUGGGUGCUGAAAGGAAGGAAAUCUCCCUCUAUCCCAGUGCAGGAUAUUUUUCCUGUUGGGAAUUCAGUGGAGCUCUUUGGUUUCACCAGUUCCCCCAAGCCCUCCCUGCCUGGGGGAGCAUUUCCCUCUUGGUUGUGCCAUCUCCCUUUGGACGGGGCUGGGAUUAUCCUGGGAUGGUGGAAGGUGUCCCUGCCAUGGUAGGGGUGGCACUGGAUGAGGUUUCAGGUCCUUUCCCACCCAAACCAUUCCAUGAUUUUCUGAUUCCAUGAUAUCAGUUGAACUCUGCAAGCUUUGCCAUCAUCACUCAGAUUUUUAGCUACAAAACCACAUCAGUGAUGAUUUUGCUGGAGAAUGAUACAGUCCAAAACAAAGCUGGAAGGAAUAUCUACAGUCCAGGGAACAGGAAAAGAAUACUUUUACUCUUUGCCUGAAUAUAUAAUAAUUAUGAUCCAGUCAUUAAGUCUGAGAUAUUUAUUCAGUGCUGUUCUUGGAGACACUUUCUGAGGAGGA
Messenger RNA from Camarhynchus parvulus, 2937 nucleotides. It is a transcript of the gene CA5A, whose product is annotated as carbonic anhydrase 5A. NCBI's taxonomy places the organism in Eukaryota, Metazoa, Chordata, Aves, Passeriformes, Thraupidae. The record is from RefSeq and is a predicted model, not a curated record. Bases 10 to 909 code for a protein of 299 amino acids. Gene Ontology annotation, molecular function: carbonate dehydratase activity; zinc ion binding. The transcript is spliced from 7 exons. Gene Ontology annotation, cellular component: mitochondrion; cytoplasm.